Molecule: messenger RNA, 2190 nt
Organism: Erinaceus europaeus (western European hedgehog)
Lineage: Eukaryota; Metazoa; Chordata; Mammalia; Eulipotyphla; Erinaceidae
Gene: ZNF513
Product: zinc finger protein 513
Exons: 4
Coding region: 227-1873 (548 amino acids)
Biological process (GO): regulation of transcription by RNA polymerase II
Molecular function (GO): DNA-binding transcription factor activity, RNA polymerase II-specific; RNA polymerase II cis-regulatory region sequence-specific DNA binding
Source: RefSeq, a predicted model, not a curated record
UCCGUAAAGGGGGAGGGGGUUCCAUGAAUGGACGCGGCGGCGGCGGGAGCGGCCUGAGCUGGGCGCCCUGGCCACAACCCGGGGCUUCCCCGGGCCCGCGCCGCAGCUGAAAGACUGCCGGCUGGCCUUGAGGGGAAGGAAGAGCGGACCGGCAAGCCAGCCAAGGCGGGAGGGGCGGGGCCGAGUGGCCGCAGGCCGGAGGCGCGUAGGGCUGGAGCCGGUCACGAUGCCCCGGAGGAAGCAGAGCCACCCGCAGCCCGUGAAAUGCGAGGGGGUCAAAGCGGAUAUCGAGGACUCCCUGGACGAAGGGCCCGGCGCGCUGGUGCUGGAGAGUGACUUGCUACUAGGCCAGGAUCUGGAGUUUGAGGAGGAAGAGGAAGAGGAGGAGGAGGAAGAGGAGGAGGGGGACGGCAACAGCGAGCAGCUCAUGGGCUUCGAGAGGGACUCUGAAGGGGACUCGCUGGGGGCCAGGCCUGGCCUUCCCUACGGGCUGAGCGACGAGGAGUCUGGGGGCGGCCGGGCACUAAGUGCCGAAAGUGAAGUUGAGGAGCCGGCCAGGGGUGCAGGGGAGGCCAGGGGUGAGAGGCCAGGCCCGGCCUGCCACCUGUGUGGGGGGCCGACAGGUGAGGGCCCAUGCUGUGGGGCAGAAGGGCCGGGUGGGGGGCCCCCGCUGCCCCCACGGCUGCUGUACUCGUGCCGCCUCUGCGCCUUCGUGUCCCACUACUCGAGUCACCUGAAGAGGCACAUGCAGACCCACAGUGGGGAGAAGCCAUUCCGCUGCGGUCGCUGCCCCUACGCCUCAGCCCAGCUCGUCAACCUGACGCGUCACACCCGCACCCACACUGGGGAGAAGCCCUACCGCUGUCCCCACUGCCCCUUUGCCUGCAGCAGCCUGGGCAACCUGAGGCGGCACCAGCGCACCCACUCAGGGCCCCCCACUCCUCCCUGCCCGACCUGUGGCUUCAGUUGCUGCGCUCCCCGGCCCACUCGGCCUCCCAGUCCUGCAGAGCAGGAGGGGGCCACGCCUCGAAGACCUGAAGAUGCCCUGUUGCUGCCAGACCUGAGCCUCCACGUGCCAUCAAGUGGUGCCAGCUUCCUGCCGGACUGUGGGCAGCUGCGGGGUGAAGGGGAGGGCCUGUGCGAGGCGGGAGCGGAACCCCUGCCAGAGCUGCUCUUCCCCUGGACCUGCCGGAACUGUGGCCAAGAGCUGGAGGAGGGGGAGGGGGAAGGGGGCCGCCUGGGAACAGCUACUUGUGGGCGGUGCAUGCGAGGAGAGACCGGGGGUGGCUCCAGCGGGGGGCCCCAGGGCCCCAGUGACAAGGGCUUCACCUGUAGCCUCUGCCCCUUUGCCACUCACUACCCCAACCACCUGGCCCGGCACAUGAAGACGCACAGCGGCGAGAAGCCCUUCCGCUGCGCCCGCUGCCCCUACGCCUCCGCCCACCUGGACAACCUGAAGCGCCACCAGCGUGUGCACACGGGGGAGAAGCCCUACAAGUGCCCCCUCUGCCCCUACGCCUGUGGCAACCUGGCCAACCUCAAGCGGCACGGCCGCAUCCACUCGGGGGACAAGCCGUUCCGCUGCAGCCUCUGCAACUACAGCUGCAACCAGAGCAUGAACCUCAAACGCCACAUGCUGCGGCACACGGGCGAGAAGCCCUUCCGCUGUGCCACCUGUGCCUACACCACAGGCCACUGGGACAACUACAAGCGCCACCAGAAGGUGCAUGGCCAUGGCGGGGCGGGCGGGCCCGGCCUCUCGGCCUCAGAGGGCUGGGCCCCGCCUCGCAGCCCACCCUCUGUGCUGAGCUCUCGGGGUUCAACAGCACUGGGUGCUGCUGCUAGCCGGGCUCUCCACACAGACUCACCCUGAACUAGGGCCCACUCCCCAGGCCCUUCUGUACCUUUUAUACAAAUGGACCAGAAGCCACCUUCUCCCCCGCUGGCCAGGGGCUCCACUGGGACUAAACUGGGCGCCAUGAGAACCGGCCCGAGCUGUGGACGGGCUGUGUGGACCUGGGGGCCUAGCCUUGACGCACUCGUGAGCUCAGCUGCAGUGCUCAGCAAGGGCCCUGUAUUCACCUCAACUGCUCCCCCAGGCUGUGGAGGAACUGGCUGGGGGACUGUCCAGCCUCCCACCUGUUUAUUUAACUUAUUUCAGUGCUUUAUAAUAAAGGAAACACUAACAAA